This is a messenger RNA of Fusarium sp. VM40, 4860 nucleotides long. NCBI's taxonomy places the organism in Eukaryota, Fungi, Ascomycota, Sordariomycetes, Hypocreales, Nectriaceae. The record is from the annotation of a GenBank genome assembly.
AUGGCGGCAGCGGAUGUCCCCAAAUGGGGCUUUGGGCAAGAGCCCAUGGAAAUUAAACCCGUUGCGAACUUCAUUUCGUUCUUCUCAACUUGCGACACGACCCUCCCCACCGAAAACAAGAUGUCUCUCGACUUCAGCUUUUCCACACCUUCGCUCACUCGACAGCCCGCCUGGGAACGUGUCUCGACACAGUCGCAUCCUGCUACAGGAAAGAACCGACGGAUCAUGAAGCGCGUAGGACUUCCCACCGAACGACGAGUUGCUGCCAAGCACUCUCCUCUCCUCACGCCUCCCGCUGCUGUUGUUCCCCCUCCCACCCGCGAGGAUAUCGCUCUCGAUCAGCUUGCACAGCGAAAGGUUCGCCGAGGAACCAACUUCGUGCCUGCUAUUGGAUUUACCGAUUACUCGGGCAAGCCCAGCAGUCAUGCCAAGUGCCUCAGCAGCAUGAUGCAAGCAAAGGCCGAUGUCGCUAAUAACUUUAUGAUCACAUCUUCCUGCACUACGUAUCAUGAUAAGGUUGCCGCUUCGCGUGGCAUCCUCCAGGUCACUCCUCGCAAGCGACGUGCCGACAGCGACGAUGUCAUCGAUAUUCCUGUUCACAUGGAUCGCGUCACUGGCAACAGGCUCACUAGCUACCAGUCUUUGAUCCCCAUCAUCAAGAAAGCCAUCCGCUCCGGCAAGCACGAGAUCGACAUCGCUACUGCUUCUGUGGCAGAGUUCGCGAGAUUCAUGCGUAUAAUGCGCCGAAACCCUCGAAAGUACCUCGCUGCACAGGGUGCUUCCGACCUCUCUGCUAUCGAGGACAUGUCCGAACCUGAUAGCCCUACGGUUAUCCGACAGCCUAACCUCAAGGCCGAGAGUCGAUCCCCUCAGAAGCGAAUUGCUCGUCUUAUGACCAACCCAUUCAAGAGCCGUACAAACCGUCUUGCCGAGGGCUUCGUCCAACUUGCUCCCGGACCUAGCCGCAUGCUGGAUUCUUCUCCUACCAAGACUGCUUCUGCACCAUCUUCCCCGACGGCAUCUUCUCCUCUGCCCCACUCUACCAGCCCUGUGCUGCCUACCAUGACACGCGCUGGUAUCAACUCGAGCCCUGUCUCUGAGUCUGCAGCCUCUGCUAAGGAGAAUGCGUUCAAUGGAUCUGUCGCGUUUGAUAGCUCACCCGCUCGCCCUGGUCGUGCUUUCCGAGUUCCUUCCGAGUUCGAUUCGUCUUCCAUCGCUGAUAGCACCCAUGGUCCCCCAGAGACUCCCACGAAGUCCUCGUCCCCCGUGAACUAUUCGCGUCCUAUUGCUCCCACUCCCUCUCAAUGGAACCGAGCUGAGCCUUCGACUCCUUUCACUCCCAAGCCUCAGAGUGCUGCCCCUACCACACCCGGCAUGACAUCGAGCCCUAUUGGCCUGUCAGCUCUGCUUCCUCCUUCUACCCCCAACGUGCCCCAGUGCACCUACAACACCCCCAGCGGUGUCGACUCUAUUGACUUCGGCAAGGAAUCUCCUUUCCGCAGCAACUCUAUUUCUUGGAUGAACAACUCUGUUCAAGACAACGAGCCCAAGCGCAUUAAGAAUGUGAACCAUGCUCGCCGUCGCCAGAGCGAGCCUCUGCUCCGCAAGUAUUUUGACACCCAGGCCCGCCGUCGCUCAGCCUCUCCCAAGAAGGUCCAGUACCAGGAUGAGGAUACCUUCCGCGAUGAGGUCUCUAUUGCUUCACUUUUUGAUACACCAUUUGCUACCCCUGCUAAGGCAGCUGUCUCCAAGUCUACACCGAUCGAGACCACCAUUGCUAUUGAGGCCAUCGUCACUGAGAACGCUACCACUGAGAACGCUACCACUGAGAACGCUACCACUGAGAACGCUACCACUGAGAACGCUAUCAAUGAAAACGCUACCACUGAGAACGCUACCACUGAGAACGCUAUCAAUGAAAACGCUAUCAAUGAAAACGCUACCACUGAAAACGCUAUCACUGAGAACGCUGUUACCGAGACUGUUCCUGCUGAGGACACCGCCCUUACUGUCGACGCUGUUGAAGAAUCUUCCAACGAUGAAGAUGUAUCUUCCCCGAUUGAGCCUGAGGCUAUUGAGGAGGCCUCUGAGCUUUCCAACACUGAACCCGUUGAUAUCGCGAUGGAUGUCGAUGCUGAAGAGACCGCUGUCCUCGAGACUGCUGCUCAGGCCACUACCUCUGAUGCCACUUCUACCGAGGUCACUGCCGAGCAAACUCUUGUUGACAACGAGGUUUCCCUUAUGACUGAGCCUGAGGCUACCCAAGAGGUCUCCGACCUUCCUGAACCCGAAUCUACUGAUGUCGCAAUGGAUCUCACCACAGCUGAGACUGCUAUCGCUGAUUUCGAAGCUGUCGAGACAACUUCCGCUGAUCCCACUGAGACUUCCGCGAUUGAAAAUGGUGCACAUGAAACAUCCAUUGAUGAUAACAUCACGAUGGAACUUGAGCCCGAGGCUACACCCGAGGUUACUGACCUCGCCGAUUCCACCAACCCAGACUCUACUGUCCAUGAGACGACUGCUGCUGAGUCUUCUGUCAAUAGCGACUACAUUAUUAUCGCUGUUGAUUACUCUACUACUGAGAAUGCAGCCCAACCUGAUGUUGAUAAGAAUAUGUCCGACGACCUCGAAGACAUUUCCGAAGCCCCUACUGUUAUCAUUCGUACACCUACCGAUACCGAUAUGAAUGAAACCCUCCCCAUCCCUACCGAUGAUGAAAACACCGAACUCACCACCGCCGAGCAAGGUGUUGUUGAAAUUGACGUGCGAGAAAACCCCGAUAUUUUCGGAGCCCAUGUCUCCUCCCCUCCUGCUCCAAUUCGCAAAUUGUCACGCAUGGCCGACAAUGCCUGCAGUGGUCACGCUAAGGUCGUGGUCAACGAACAGAAUGGCAGACUUUUUGUCCGAUUUAAGCUCUCGGCUGAGUAUGCUCAUUUGUUCCCUGCGAGCCAAGGUUUUGACGAGAGCCAACUUACUCUGACUCCAUCCGCCAUCUCCCACUCGCCUAGAAUCUCAUUUGAUUCGAACCGUAUCCAUCGUCAGUCUGAUAUGUCCUCACCUGCGAAGGCCCAAGACACACCUACCGCCACUCGACUUCCUUCUCUUAGCGAGAUGCUGAAGACCCCAGAUAUCAGCGCCUUUGGCCGCUCACCAUCCUUUGCAUCUGAGUUCCGCACACCUGAACUCCCAGCCCACGAUAACACACUUAUGUUUGGCAGUCCCGCGGGUGGUCUUACUCCUGCCUUUAAACCGUUUACACCCAACACUCGAUCUAUCGAUUCUCUACUCCAGACACCUGAUAUGUCUGCUUUCGGCACUACUACCAAGACCCCCGGUGAUGGCUUCCAGACUCCUGAGCUGCCUCCCUCUGACAACACUCUCAUGUUUGGAUCUACCAAACCGAUGUCAACCAAGCGCGUAACUCGACGCCAGAGUGCCAUGACGCCUCUGAAACAAGCACUCACAAAUGCUACAGGAACUCACAGGCCUGCCACACCUAAAGAGCCGACCGCAUUCAAUUACAACACCCCCAAGUUUGCCACACCCAUGAACGAUGCUGCUGAUCGCACUCUUGCUUUCUCAUGGUCCGAUACCAAGGACUCUCCCACACAUGAUAACGACCGAGCCACCCAGAUCGCGACACCUACCAAGUUGACACACACUGAAGUGCAACCCGCUACUGAGGAACCUACUACCGAGGAACCCACUACCGCGACAUCUACUACUGAGCAGCCCACUAUUGACCAACCUACUAUUGAGGCAUCGACCAUUACCGAGCAACUUCCUAUCGAAAAGUCUACUACCGAGACAUUGACUACCUCCGACGAUCAGCCUAUUGAGCUCAGCAACGCACCCGAGCAACCCAUCCCUAACAUCGAAGUCGCACCAGCCCAAGAGGCACCUGCCGCAGACGAUAGUCACCAGGAUCUUGACAGCCCAGGCCGCGAGUACAUGCGUAACUUCAUCAAACGCUCUCGACAAGCUGCGACUACUACUGACGCCGGAUCACCCAUUGCUCCCAUUAACCAACGUCAGCCUCUAGGAGCUCGAAGCCCUAACAGGGGUAGCCCUAUGAAGACGAAGCGUAAGCACGAGGAAGACCAUGAGACCGACGUACAGUCUCCUCCCAAGAAGGUCAAGGUCGAAGAGGUCACAGAGACCGCCUCCAAGUCUGCACCCAAGAAGGGCAGACGAACAAAGAACAGCCGGCAAAAGUCCGAGCUAGAGAUCGAUAUGACAGAUCUCCCCGCCGCCACUCCCACCACCUCCUUCUCCACCACCGACAAGCAAGUUGACGAGCUUGAUGCGGUGACUCCAGCGACGCGUCGAUCCAGCCGACUGCGAGUCCAGGAGACCGCCAGUGGUGCCCCCAAGUCCUCCCUUCCAACACCAAUCAAGCUCAACCGAGCUGGUGCUGGCCGCAACGGAGGGGCCAACCUGACAAAGAAGCCCCGAACCGAGGACCAGGAGUUGGAUCGCAAGACGCGAUCCAACACCAAGAAGAACAUGGGUGACGCCGAGUUCCCCUCCGAGGUCCUCGUUAGACUCGCGGGCCAGGUUGAGGAGGACUCUGAUGUGAGCCAGGAGUCGGAGGGUUCGGCCGGCGGGCGACGCGUGGGUUGGAAGACCCCCCUGGAGAAGGUCCAGGGUGAAACACCAAAGAAGGGACGGGCCGCGCCCAAGGGCAAGGGCAAGGCCACCCAAGGAGAGACGGGCAUCUCGAAGCCCAAGUCGACCAGCAAGUCGACACCGAAGACGGCGCGGGCCACCAAGGUGGCGGAGGGUUUGGGCAUGGUUGCCAAUGGCACGCCCGCCAAGCCCCAGCGCGUGACGCGAUCUCGCGCACGCUCUGGGGUUUGA